Bombus terrestris (buff-tailed bumblebee) is the source of this 2170-nucleotide messenger RNA. Its product is annotated as mitochondrial basic amino acids transporter. NCBI's taxonomy places the organism in Eukaryota, Metazoa, Arthropoda, Insecta, Hymenoptera, Apidae. Gene Ontology annotation, biological process: mitochondrial L-ornithine transmembrane transport. The transcript has 4 exons. Gene Ontology annotation, molecular function: high-affinity L-arginine transmembrane transporter activity. The record is from RefSeq and is a predicted model, not a curated record. Gene Ontology annotation, cellular component: mitochondrion. Bases 897 to 2075 code for a protein of 392 amino acids.
AAAGUUACAUUCUCUCAUUCAUUAAAAUUUACGAAUCGAAUCACAAUUUCGUCGAAAAAAUAAUCUAAAAUUAACCGGUUACGUUGCACAAAAUUUACAAUAAGAUCGCUGGCAAAUAUAUCGUUAUUAAGCGAAAUCAGAAAAUACAAUAAAACGAAACAUUUUCCGAAGCAAAUAGUUCUCCUUGGAGCUUCUACCGUCGUUUAACAUCGUUCAUCCGUUCUUAAUACGAUUAAUAAUAAUCAAAUCGCGGCAAUGUAAUCGAGCCCGAGUAAUUGUUUACCAAAUAUGAACGCCAAUGGACGCCAAUGAACACCCAAAUAAUUUGAUUGGACGUACUGUUAUCAGCGUUUGACCCUCAUACUGUGUCAUAGCGAUAAUAAGUCACGUGGGGAUGCGCGAGAGUUAUUAACCCUGUCGUAACAUAGCGAAGAUUUUAAUAUUGGUAGAGCAACAAAAUGAUGAUAAUUCGAGUAUGAUCUUUGCUCCAAGAAAGGCAAGAAACUCGUUGAAACGUUAGUAUCUGUGAAAAAUUGCGUUCGAUCGCAAGAGCAUGGGAGAAACUUGUCUUCUCUCCAAAGAUUUCUAGUUAAAGAAGAACGAAUUUCUAAUUAAGUGAAUCAAAACGCUAUAGAGAACGAAUCAACACGUACGUUAGUUCGGCCCACUUGAGAUGUAGCGAUGCUUUACUACUCGGCACGAGUACGACAAAACUGUGAUCAAUCUUACAUGGAUUCCACUUAUCCGAUAGCGAGAACGAACCGAUUUGCGAUUUGUAUUUGCGUCCAUGCUUCGCUAACGAACGUGACAGAAAGAUUUUACGAGAAUAAGAACGUGCAAAAUUCACGAUCACCUUACGGGUGGAAGAAACGGGUAGAGAUAAGCAAUAGACGAGAAUGGCCCUGGACUUUUUCGCCGGAUGUGUGGGAGGGUGCGCCGGUAUUGUGGUGGGAUAUCCUUUGGACACGAUCAAAGUGCACAUGCAAACGCAAGACUAUCGCAACCCGAAGUACAAAGGCAACUGGCAUUGCUUUCGGACGUUACUCGCAAAAGAAUCGGUAGCAGGACUUUACCGGGGUAUGUCGUCUCCGCUGGCAGGCGUGGCAUUGGUGAACGCCGUGAUCUUUGGCGUCUACGGUCAAACCCAAAAAUACAUACCCGAUCCUGCCUCGUUGACCUCCUACUUCGCCGCUGGUGCCUUAGCAGGGAUUGUUCAAAGUCCCAUUUGCAGUCCCAUUGAACUAGCAAAAACACGCAUGCAACUGCAAACCUCCGCUGCGCGAUUCUCAGGUCCGCUGCAAUGUCUCAAACACGCGUACACACACGAAGGAUACCGCGGCGUAUUCAAAGGCUUGAGCGUCACGUUGCUCAGAGAAGCUCCGAGUUUCGGUGUCUACUUUCUCGUGUACGAAGCUUUGACCAAAAUGCCGGAUAACGUUCCCGUUUCAACGUCGCGCAUGUUGUUAGCCGGAGGACUGGCUGGCACCGCUUCUUGGGUGAUCUCUUAUCCUCUGGACGUGAUCAAAUCGCGAAUUCAAGCAGACGGAAAUCGUUACGCCGGAUUGAUCGAUUGUCUGAGACAGUCGGUGAAAACGGAAGGAUACUCUUGCUUGUACAGAGGACUCAGCUCGACCAUCGUCAGGGCGUUUCCAACAAAUGCCGUGACGUUCACAGCAGUCACGUGGACUUUCCGACUGUUGGGUCGAGAGAACGUAGAAACGAAGAAAGAAGAAAAACAGAUAUCGAUGGAAUCGAUCGGCGAGAGUCUGGAUAUGCGCGAACCCUUCUUGGAAAAAUGGAACAAUUUUUUAACCAGCGUGUCCAGAAGAAUGGUGACUCGUGGAUUACCAUAUUCCACGUUGUCGAUGACAUCCACGGACGAGUUGAAGCUAGAGUGGUCCGUCCAGUAUAAGGAUAACGAGAAAUGGACAAAGGAAGGGGUCAAGUACGGAGAACAAGCUCGAGCGGAUAAAUUUGGCAGAGAAGAGGACGAGAAACCGACGAUAUCCAAGGAGGAUGUCGAGAAUUUGAAAGAACUUGUUGAGAAGAAAGUGGACAGAACUGUAAGACGCUAAACACGAUUUUCUGAGUUUCAGAAAUCUUGGAAAUGUACUAGUUUUAUAAACAAAACUGACGAAAGUACCGAUGGAAAUAUAUCGUUAAGAGAUGA